Messenger RNA from Centropristis striata (black sea bass), 3811 nucleotides. RefSeq names its product FK506-binding protein 5-like. The record is from RefSeq and is a predicted model, not a curated record. The transcript has 19 exons. Bases 10 to 3396 code for a protein of 1128 amino acids. NCBI's taxonomy places the organism in Eukaryota, Metazoa, Chordata, Actinopteri, Perciformes, Serranidae.
GGAGCUGUGAUGGAGCAGGAGGUGUCUAGUGCUAGCUGUCCAGCAGAAAGUGGAGGCACCGUCUUCCUGCAGCUGCUGGAGUUUAAAGCUCACCUGCUGGAGGCUGUAGAGGAGCUGCACAUCCACAGGGAUGCAGAGACGCGCUUUGAGGAUCAGAUCAGUAAACUGGUGCUGGAUAAACAGGAGCUGGAGUGGGAGAAGGAAUCCCUCCAAAAUCAAAUAGAGACAGAAGCAAAGCAGCACUCAGAGUCACUCAGCGAUGUUAAAAAGCAGUUUCAGGCCCAAAUCAGAGCCAGUGAGGAGGAGAAGGGGAAAUACCAAGUCAGUGCUGAGCUGAAAGACAAAGAGAUGAACAACCUGAAGGAAGAGCUGAAGGCACUGCAGUUACUGAAGUACAACUUGGAGAAGAAAUCAAGCGAGCUGGAACAGAAACUAUCGUUGCAGAGCCGCUCUAAGGACAGCCAGCUGAAGCAGCUGGGGGAGGUGGAGAAGCGUUUCAGUGCUGUGUCCAGGCAGUGUGCCUCGGUCAAACAGGCCCACCACACACUGGAACACAACGUUGAUGAGGCCAUGAAAAUAAACAAGAAACUGACGACUGCCAAUGAAAAACAAGAAGCAACCAUCGUGUCACUAAAGAAGGAGCUGGACGAGGUCUAUAACCAGCUGAUGAAGGCCAAGAUGGCCCCCGUCAGACAGGAGCAGGUCCUGAGUCCUGCAGGCAGAGAGCAGCAAGUCCAGCAUCUGAUCCACAGACUCAACAUGGAAACCGAAAUGAACAAGAAACUCAGGGAGGAAAAUGUAGCUGUAAUAUCAGAGAAGCAGGAAGUGCUGGUGUCCCUGCAGCAGGCCCAGCAGCUGCUGCUGACUCAGACUCAGACUGUUAGCAGAGCAGAGCUGCAGAUACAGACUCAGAGAGAGCAGAACCAGGCCCUUAAGCAGGAACAGCGGGCGAUGCAAGAGAAGACCAGAGCAAUAGAAGAGGAGCUGGCCGAGCUGAUGGAGAGCUACGCUGCUGCACAGAGCAGCUGGGACAAAGAGAAGUCAGUGUUUGUGUGUUGCAUGGAGAGAGAGCAGCAGGAGGUUAAAGCAGUGAAACAGGCUCAUGAUGAGCUCCAUCAGGAACACGCUGAACUCUCCUCUCAGGCCAGAGGUCAGCCUCAGCACAUGCAGCAAAUAGAGAUGAGAGGCAGCAGUCAGCGAGGUGUUUCUACAGAGAUCUGUCACUCUGUAGAGGAGGAACUCAGAGGAGAGGAGACUGUUCAUGAAGCCACCUCCAGCUCUGAGCUAACUAGCUUUAGCAGUGUGCAGCAUCUGGCCUCCAGUCAGAGCAGAACCCCAGACGGUCUGCAGGACUCAGCAGCUGUUACUGAGCUGGGUCCCUCUGGAGCAUCAACUGUAUCAAGGCCUGGUGAUCACAGCCAUGGACCUGCUGACUCACUGAGCAAACUACAGACUGAUGAAGGGAACAGAGGGAUGAGAGAGAAUCAUGAUGGGAAACUAGUAGAAAACAAGAGAGAAGCUGGGGAGAGCAACGAGGAGCAGCAGGGGAACAGACCAGAGAUCCAAGGAGAGGAUGAGGAUGAUGCAGGAGAACAGAGAGGACAGCCAGACAGACCAGAGGACAGCCAGGGGACAGCACAGAAUACUGGGGACCUUAAACAGGCUGGAACAGGAACACAUGAUAGAGCAGCUGGAGGAGGGACAUGUGGACUAGAGCAGAGAGGAAAGACAGGGCAACACACAGCAGAGAGACAGAUAGCAGCUCAGACGGCUGAUAGGACCACGGAGGAGAUCAGCACUCAGCCGGGCAUUGACUCCAGGGACUCACAGACACUGGAGGCCUCACAGAGACAUGAGGACUCCAGGGACUCACAGACACUGGAGGCCUCACAGAGACAUGAGGACUCCAGACAUGAGAACAAAGGCCAUGAGACCAGGAGGGAACCACAAACCUUCUCUUCUGAUCAGCACCAACGUCUCCAUCAGGGGCCAAACUCUGUCAUUCAAGCUGUGAUAGACAGCUGUUAUACUGAGUCAGGACAGACAGGUAAACAUGAGUCAGGCCAGACAGGUAAACAUGAGUCAGGCCAGACAGGUAAACAUGAGUCAGCACAGACAGGUAAACAUGAGUCAGGCCAGACAGGUAAACAUGAGUCAGGCCAGACAGGUAAACAUGAGUCAGGCCAGACAGGUAAACAUGAGGAACACAUGGAGGAGAAACCAUCCAACACACCAACAACCAGUACUGAUCCUCCUGGACCUCUGAACCUGUCCAGUGUCUGGAGCUCACCAACCAGUACGGCACCAGUAGCUGCCCAGUCAGGUGGAACUGUCACUAUCCAAGAGUUUGAGGCAACAACAACAACAACAACAACAACAACAGAACCUAGUAAACUUUCUGACGUUACAGAAGUUUUACCUCAGAGAGGACAGCUGAAGUCUCUGCUAGCUGGUGGUGAAGAUGUUUCUAGUAGAUAUAGAGAGAUAGAAGGAGAGUUAAAUAUAGACACAUAUGAAAACGCUGCCUGUGAGAAAACCCAGGAACCUCUGGAAACAUCUGACCUGAAGAACAUCUGUGCUGAGAUCACAUUGGACCCUGAAUCUCAGACCGAGACUGGCCGCGGUCAGGAGAACCUAAAAAAUGACAAAAUAGAAGACGCCGUAGAUUCAAACAAGACUAAAAGUGAAACUGCAUUGAAGCCGGCUGCCCAUCCAAGCCAUGAGAGUAAUGCAUCAUCAGAAACCAGCAGUGCUGCAUGCUAUCAACAGUCUCCAGCAGAAGAAACGCUGCUGGGUGACACUAAUGACUCGUCUCUGCUGAGCAACAAGACGUACAGGUCGUCGUUUGAUUGGAGCAGCGCUCAGAGACAAACAGGAAGCUCCAGAGCUGAGUCAGACCUCUCCAUCCUACAUCACUUUGUUCAGGGAUCCUCUCUGUCUGAGAGAAACACAAGUGAUCCUGGUGGACUCAGACCUGCUCCCAACACAAUACCCACGUUCCUCAGAAGAAACAAACACAGUAAAGUCCCCUUAGUGAUCAGCAGGGCCUCGGACCUGUUGGAGGCCUCCAGAGUCUCUGGGACGCCAGCCGCCUCGAGGAGACCCCAGCAGGGUCCUGGAGCGAGCUGCAGGGACACGGCCAGCAGGUCUCUGUCCAUCACAUCUCCUCCAGUCUCAGCAUCCAUCUCAGCCAGCAGACUGUCAUGGCAAACUGCUCCAGGGUGUAGCAGAGCUCCUGGUUCAGCUCUAGCUGCUGGUUCAGACUCAGACAGACUCUCUGGUUCCCAGGAGAGGGAAGACCAGCAGUCAUCACUCAGAGCCCAGAUCUCCAAAAUCGAACAGUUCCUCAGUACAGAGAGGCUCCGUCUCCCCAAAAGACGAAAAACUGACAACUAAACUUAAAAACUUAGUGUUCUGCUGAGGGAUGCAACUCUAUAUGACAAACAUGUCUUCUGAUGAGAUCCUUAGCUGUGGAAAAUGUGCUAGGAUAUCUCAUCUUUGGCUCAAAUCAUUACCUGUUCACAUUGCUGUUAUAAAAAAAAAUUUCCAUAAUUAACUUGAAUGUAAAACUGCUUUGUUAAUUUGUUCUUGUUGCAUUUACAUUGUAGGUAACUAGGAGAAUACUUAUUAUUCCCUUGGAUGUUUAUAUAUUUAUGUAAUUUUUUAAGAUUUUAGUUAAAUAUACAGUUCUAUGUAAGUAAAUGUAUGCAUUGUCCCAGAAACAAGAAUCAUUUUACUUGUUUUCUUGUCAUUUGAAAGUUUUUUUGUCAGUUGUAUCAGAAGUUUCUCCAUAAAACUCUUGUCAGACAGC